CGGGAUCCCGUCCUCCGCCAUUAAAGCCCCCAGGGAGGUCUGCCGCUGAUGGUGUUGCGCUGUGAUCGCUACCAAAUCGUAGGAAGGAGGCCAGAGAACCCGGGAACUUAGAAAUGGACUCAGUGGCCAUUGAGGAUGUGGCUAUGAACUUCACCCCAGAGGAGUGGGCUUUAGUGAAUCCUUCACAGAAGAAACUCUACAGAGAUGUGAUGUGGGAAACCUUCAGGAACCUGGCCUCUAUAGGAAAAAUAUGGGAAGAUCGUGAUAUUGAAGAUCAGUACAAAAACCAAGGGAGAAAACAGAGUGGUCAUAUAGCAAGGAGACUCUGUGAAAGUUUAGAGCAUAGUCAAUAUGGAGAUAAAUUCAGCCUUAAUCCAAAUCUCAAUCUGAACAACAGAACUACAGGAGCUAAACCAUGCGAAAGCAGCUCAUGUGGAAACGUCUUCUUGCAUCAUUCAUCUCUUAAGACACACAUUCAAUAUCACAAUGAACACAAGCUAGAUGACAGUCAAAAAUAUGGAGAGAAGCCAUGUAAAUGUAAGGAAUGUGGGAAGGCCUUCCCUUUUCCCAGUGCUCUUCAAAGACAUGAAAGAACUCAUACUGGAGAGAAACCUUAUGAAUGUAAAAAAUGCAGUAAAGCAUUCACCUCUUCUAGUUACCUUCAAAUACAUGAAAGAACUCAUACUGGAGAGAAACCCUAUGACUGUAAAAACUGCAGUAAAGCAUUCAUUUCUUCCUGUUCUCUUCGAGUACAUGAAAGAAUUCAUACUGGAGAGAAACCUUAUGAAUGUAAAAAAUGCAAUAAAGCAUUCACUUUUGCCAGUUCACUUAAGUUACAUGAAAGAACUCAUACUGGAAUGAAACCCUAUAAAUGUAAAAAAUGCAUUAAAGCAUUCACUUCUUCCCGUUCUCUUCAAGAUCAUGAAGGAAUUCAUACUGGAGAGAAACCCUAUACAUGUAAAAAAUGUGGUAAAGGAUUCUCUUAUUCCAGUUCUCUUCGAGUACAUGCAAGAAUUCAUACUGGAGACAAACCCUAUUCAUGUAAAAAAUGCAGUAAAGCAUUCACUUUUUUUGGUUCCUUUCGAAGACAUGAAAGAAUUCAUACUGGAGAGAAAUGCUAAAAAUGUAAAAAAUGCAGGAAAGCAUUCACUUCUUCCUGUUCUCUUCAAGAUCAUGAAAGAAUUCAUACUGGAGACAAACUCUAUUCAUGUAAAAAAUGCAGUAAAGCAUUCACUUUUUUCAGUUAUCUUCAAAAACAUGAAAGAAUCCAUACUGGAGAGAAACCCUAUCAAUGUAAAAAAUGCAAUAAAGCAUUCACUUUUCCUAGUUAUCUUCAAUUACAUGAAAGAAGGCACACUGGAGGGGCCAUCCCCGUGGCUUAGCAGUUAAGUCUGCGUGCUCCGCUACUGGCGGCCCCGCGUUUGGGUCCCAGGCACGCACCGACACUCCUCUUGUCCGGCCAUCCUGAGGCCGUGUCCCACAUACAGCAAAUAGAAGGAUGUGCAACUGUGACAUACAACUAUCUGCUGGGGCUUUGUGGAGAAAAAGGGGAAAAUAAAAAAAAAGAAGUCACAUUGGAGAGAGAGCCUAUGAAUGUCAGGAAAGAGGUUAAAUCCUUUGUGAUGCCAACUUUUGAGAAUAUGCAAGAAUGCACACUAGAGGAAAAACCAUGUAAAGGUAAAGAAUGUGGGAGAGCUUUUGUCAUCCCAGUUCUUUCUGAAGGCAUGAAAGGACUCAGUUGAUAAAAACCUCUUGAAUGUAAACAGCAUGGGAAAGACUUCAUUGGCCUACGUCCUAUGCGAAACUUCCAACCAGAAAUAAAUAUAAAUAAAAUGUAAGUAACAUGGGAAACUUGAUGGAAAUUAACUUGUAUAUGAUGUUUUAGAAAACUUUCAACAUGAAAGAGUUAUAAAAGUUGUAAAUAUAUUGUGUUUGCCAAGCCACUUCAAGUGCAACAUUGCACUGUGGGUUUCUAUUAAUAACUUUCAGAAAUGAAUAUUGAGGUGAGAUAAUGCUGAGUCAUUCUUCAUCAAUACUGCUUCAAGAUUAUUAGGUGGUGCUUUUUUCUUAAUUCAGUUAAUAAUAUUUUCUCUUGGGGCUGGCCCAGUGGUGCAGUGGUUAAAUUCACAUGUUCUGCUUCAGCGACCUGGGGUUUGCCAGUUCAGAUCCCGGGCGCAGACCUACUCAUGGCUCAUCAAGCCAUGCUGAGGCAGCGUCCCAUGUAGAAGAGUAGAUACACAAGAGCUUUGUGUAUCACUGUACAAAAUGAUACACAACUAUGUACCGGGGGUGGGGGAGAAAAUGAAAAGAAAAGAGGAAUAUAGGCAACAGAUGUUAGCGCAGGGCCAGUCUUCCUCAAAAUAAAACAAUAAUAAUGUUUUCUCUUUAUUUUUUAAUAAGGUUUUAAUUGUUCUUUUUUAAAAGGCCAUUGAGAAAUGACAGUUUGUAGUUGUUGGGAUUUUCUUCCUGGCCUUGUAUUGCGGUUCCUAGAUUUGCCUUAUCCAUUGUGCAUUUUGUACCUCUCUUAGAGAAAGCUCCUUUUUGGGGUGGUGGGUAUAGAAGCCUGUUUUUAUUUUCCAUACUAUGGAACAGUUGGAAUAAAGUUUUAUGAAUGGCAAGUUUGUCAAAGGAUAUACUUUCCUGUGAAUUUCUUUUCACAUUUGGGCCUUUGCUCUUUGUCCUUCCUUCUGACUGGUAUUUGGUGAACAGACUUUGAGUUAAGUAGAGGCCUGUGAUAGGGCAACAAUUUCUACACUACCUGUAUUGUGUUAUGUCAAUGUGGGUAAUAUUAAGAACUGGAGCUUUAAGAAUCCCCUCCCCUUUGUACUUCCAUGUUGGAAUUCACCAGUAGUGUCACUUGCAUGAGAUUAGGAAGGCAGAAGCAAACAAGGCAUUGGUGAGAUUUUGGAGCCACAGUACAAGGAGGGAGACUGUUACAUAGGAGCUUCAAGGACACUAUCCUCAAUCCCAUUUUCUGAAUUCUUUGCUCUUCUUUUAUCUUGAAAAGCACCACCAACUGUUGGGACUUCCAUUUUCUUAGAGUUGUAUUUUCCUCUUAUAUUUUCACAAGCUUCACAUCAAAGAUCCAUUAGAGUUAGGAUUCUUCUGUAAGGUCUGUUGUGUCCAUCAGGAAUGUAAUUCAGACUUUUGUGGUUGGGAGUAUUCUCUGCUACCAUAGGUGACAGCUGUGUAAGGUCUAAUGUGUAUAGGAAACACCUAUGCUGUUAACAGUGCUAGUGAGCAUGUUUCCUGAUUCGCCAUGUCAUCUCCAGUGGGGCAUAAACAGAAGGACAU
Messenger RNA from Diceros bicornis minor, 3294 nucleotides. Its product is annotated as zinc finger protein 709-like. Gene Ontology annotation, biological process: regulation of transcription by RNA polymerase II. The transcript is spliced from 4 exons. The coding region runs from base 114 to 1121 and encodes 335 amino acids. The record is from RefSeq and is a predicted model, not a curated record. Gene Ontology annotation, molecular function: RNA polymerase II cis-regulatory region sequence-specific DNA binding; DNA-binding transcription factor activity, RNA polymerase II-specific. NCBI's taxonomy places the organism in Eukaryota, Metazoa, Chordata, Mammalia, Perissodactyla, Rhinocerotidae.